This is a messenger RNA of Caenorhabditis angaria, 2733 nucleotides long. The record is from the annotation of a GenBank genome assembly. NCBI's taxonomy places the organism in Eukaryota, Metazoa, Nematoda, Chromadorea, Rhabditida, Rhabditidae.
AUGGUCAAUCGAAUUCGAAAGAAAAUCGAAAAGUUAGUCUACAUCAAUUCGAAUGUGAACAUCACCAUUGUAAUCCCACAAGAUCGCGAUGUGAUAUUAUUGCAUUUUCUUGUCAUUUCGGAUCAGGAAUUCGCGAAUUUUUGGAUUAGUUAUUCCAGUUUCAAUCCCACAUUGUUCAUUGAAUCGAAAAAUCGAUGUUCGAAUUGAUAUUCAUCUGAUUUUGAAUCAAUUAUGCUCUGCGAUUUAUGGAAUUAUUAUUGAGCAAUUUGAACGGCUGGAUAUUAUGGAAGUAUUAUUGCAUUUCGAAGUUGUGAGUGAGUUGUUUUUAUUUUCAAAGAUAAAGUUCAAAUAAAAGAAAAAAUUAAUAAAAACAUAUUUUAUCUACCCAAAAUAGAAUAGGAUCAUAUAAAUAAUUUCAUUUCUAAAAAUGUUGAUCCACAGGCAUUAUUUCCUAACUUUUUAUUUCAAGAAAAUAUAAUUUGUGUUUUUUUCUUGGAAAUUUGUUCGAGAAAAAAGAUGAAAUCGAAAAAACAAUUAAAAUCACGUGAAACGUGUACUCGUUCGCAUUUUUCUUCGGAAGCCGACAGUAACUGAAUUGGGCAACUGUAUAUAUAAGUAUACUUUCUGGAUGAAUCAAGGUUUUCUACAGUACUUUACUGAGCUCAAGAGUUCUAUUUCAAAAAAUAACUUAAAAAUAGAAAAUCAUGCUGAUUACUGUAGUUGUGCAUUGAGGUACAGUACUCCAGAUUUCUUUCGAACUAUACGUUCCACGGGUUACUGUGAUUCAACAGUAACCCAUUGUCGUAAAUGUGAGAAAUGUACAGUUAUCCUGCUCGUAGAGUUUGACUGUAACAUUGAAAAUGAAAAAUUUCGAUUUGUGCAAGCAAAAAAACAUACAAAAUAUGAUUAUAUAUAUUUUUUUGUUUUCUGUCUCCACCAAAAAUAUCUACACAUAUGUAAUUAUAAAGUAACCUGAUACAUAUAUUUUCCAUUUUUGGCUUGUUCGCAAUAUUUUUGUUAGAUUAUUCGUUAGUAUUUUCAUAAGAAAAGAUGUGGCUAACUAAAAUAACUAACUAAAUGACAGAGAAAAUAUUAUAAAAAUAAAAUAAUUAUGAAUAACAAGUUCAUAUGCUGCUCAUUUUUACACACAUCCUUGUUAUUCUUCUUCAUCUCAUUUUUAUUUUUCCAAAAAUUAUUACACUUCGCUACGAUGCUCUGAGAUGCGCAAAAAUGUUGUGUUGUGUGGUUAUUUUUGUUGUGUUAUUGAAUUUCGGAUUUUCGAGAGAAUUGAGAAGAUUUUCGAGAUUUAAUAUCGUUUUGCUUCUUCAACAAAUUUUCUGACUCAUGAUGAGAUUUGAGUUUUUCCCACAUGUCAUCUUUCAUUAGAUGAAAUUUUCACGAAGAUUUCAAUUUUUUCGGACUCUUGAGUUUCAUAAUUUUUUUUGUAAUUCUGAUAGUUUUUGAAUUUAUUUUGAGCUCCGAGUAUUUGUUUUUUGAGCUCCGAGUAUUUUGUAUUUUUUUUGCCCAAUUUUUUAUUUCUAAAUUUUCAAACAUUCUAGUUGUUAAUUUUUUCGAACCCUGGGAUUUUCAUUUUCGUAUUUCCAAAUUUUUUGGAGCCCUGAAAUUUCCAAUGAUCAGCCACGAAAUCAAAAAAAAAUUCAAGCCAACAACCCUGAAUAUCAUUUCACAACCCAUAUUUAUUUAUAUUCUAUUUUUACCCUUUUGUAUAUGUAUCCACUUACACAUUAUGUUUUAGCCCACUCAAUUUCAUUUUUUUUGUUCUCACGCUUUCUCGAAAAAUCGCCGACUUAAUUAUACCUUUGUUCGUUUUCAUAAGACAUAAGCCUAUUAAAAAUAGUAUAUUCGAGAAAACGAAAAUUAUUUGUUUUUUUUUGCCUUGGAUAUCUUUUUUUCUCGUUUAAUCCAUCUGUCCUAUAUGCUAGAGGAUCCGUUCAUUUUACGACUUCGUAUUUUUUUUUUGCUGAAGACAUGUGUCAGCUUCUUCUUCUUCUUCCUCUUUUUUCCAGCUUGACCCACCGCCGCAAAACUUUUUUUCAAUUUUUGAGAAAAAAAAUUCUUAAAGGGCAACCCUUUGAUAUCAAAAACUAAAACCGACGCGAUCAUUUAUCAGCUGUUGUGUAGUUCUCGAGAAUAACAUUGUUUACCGAAACUCUUCAAAUAAUGAUGGAAGAUAUAAGAUUUUCCAUUCAUUUGUCUUCUUUUCAUUUCCUAGGUAACUUCUUCUUUCUUUCUUUUUUUGCCCAAUUAUGUUGAUGUAUUCAGAGCUCACCGAGUUUGUUGUUUUGUUUCUUUUUAGUGUCUUUUUUAGUGUUUAGCAUUUCAGUGUUGUUUUGGCAUGACUUAAAAUCAGAAUAAAGCUGAUUGUGUCGGGUAUGAUUGACAGAGACUCUGAGAAGUACAGUUAAAAAUUUUUUUUGAAACUUUUUUUCAGAAAAACUUUCAUUUUUUCCAAAACCUAUUUUUCCCAGAGCAUAAUAGAUAAUCUUAAGUUCUAAAAAUAAACAAAAAUUAAAAAUACAUCAGCAGAGUUCGUCGCUUUCUUUCAUCAUCUGAAUAUCUAAAAUGCACCUGACGCUUGCUUGAGUAAAAUCUAUUUCGUCAUUUCGUAAUCCGUUGAGUUGAGUAAUCCUUUUUGUUCCUUGCUUCCUGAAUAAAUUUUUACCGAAAAAUUUAUUUUCUUUAUUGUUGUUUUUUUCAGAAGAUGACAAAUAG